This is a messenger RNA of Rhodofomes roseus, 1906 nucleotides long. Its product is annotated as cytochrome P450. Gene Ontology annotation, molecular function: oxidoreductase activity, acting on paired donors, with incorporation or reduction of molecular oxygen; heme binding; iron ion binding. Bases 1 to 1500 code for a protein of 499 amino acids. NCBI's taxonomy places the organism in Eukaryota, Fungi, Basidiomycota, Agaricomycetes, Polyporales, Fomitopsidaceae. The record is from RefSeq and is a predicted model, not a curated record. The transcript is spliced from 12 exons.
AUGGAGGUCUCGGUGACCGCCUCUGUGCUCGCUGGGCUCGCAGCCCUCUACGUCUUUGUGAAUCAUCUCUGGCCCAGCAAGCAGAACCUCGCCCAUAUACCGACAGUGGGCGGUCCGUCGUUCCCUCUUUUAUCUUACAUCGGUGCAUAUCGCUACUUGUUCCACGCUCCGGAAGUGCUGGAAGAAGGGUAUGUUAAGCAUAAGGGCGGGUUCUUCAAACACGCAGAGGUCGGUCGGAGGGGCUGGAGCGUCGUCGUCGCUUCGCCGAAGCAUAUCGACGAGCUGCGCAAGGCUGCCGACGAUGAGCUCUCGUUUUCAGAGGCAACAAACGAGGCUCUCCAGGUGGACUACACACUCGGCCCCAGUGUGCACAUCAACCCAUACCACAUCCCAAUCGUCCGCUCGAAUUUGACGCGCGCUCUGGGCGGGCUCUUCCCGGAACUGCGUGACGAGAUCAUUCACUCAUUCAAGACCGUGAUCCCGGAAACAGACGAUUGGGUGAAGGUCAAUGUUUAUUCGACUGUGAUGGAGAUUGUUUGCCGGACCAGCAACAGGCUAUUUGUCGGGCUUCCGUUAUGUCGGAAUGAAGACUAUUGCGCACUCAACAAGCAGUUCACCAUUGAUGUCUUCGCUGGAGCCCAAAUCAUCAAUCUUUUCCCGAACCUUCUCAAGCCGAUCGCAGGACGUCUCUUAACCAAUGUUCCCAAGAGCAUUCGCCGUGGCGAGAAACACCUUGGCCCGGUCAUUGAGGGGCGCUUCGAACACGAGCCGGGUGAGGAAUGGGAGGGCAAGCCGGAUGACAUGCUCCAGUGGCUCAUCGAUGCAGCGGAAGGCGAAGAGCGCAGCGUUCGAGCUCUGGUGCUACGCAUGCUUACCGUGAAUAUUGCUGCGAUACAUACGUCCUCCAUAUCGUUCACUCAAGCUCUCUUACUCCUGGCUGCGCACUCGGAGUGUAUACCGGCCCUAAGGGAGGAAGUCGAGCCUAUCGUGCGCGAGGAGGGUUGGACGAAGGCUGCCAUGAACAAGAUGCGCCGCGUGGACAGCUUCCUGAAAGAGACCCAGCGAUUCCUCGGUCUUGGCGCCAAAUCCAUGACGCGGAAAGCACUCAAAGACUUCUAUUUCUCGGACGGAACAUACAUUCCCGCUGGGACCAUGAUCUCCGCACCUUCGUACAGUCUCCACCACGACGGCCACUUCUACGACAAUCCCACCGUGUUCGACCCGUUCCGCUUCGCACGUAUGCGCGACGACGACGGCGAAGGCCUGCGGCACCAGAUGGUCGCAACGAGUCCUGACUACAUUCCGUUCGGCCACGGGCGGCAUGCAUGCCCCGGUCGAUUCUUCGCUGCCAAUGAGCUUAAAGCCAUGCUCGCGCACUUUGUUGUGACAUACGAUGUCAAGAUGGAGCGUGAGGGCCAGAUGCCGAACGAGCGCUGGUUUGGUACAUCGCUAGUACCUGAUCGUAAUGCACAGGUGCUCAUCCGCAAGCGACGUGAUUGAGACUGAGGAUAUCGACUUGCAUUCAGUGGCCGUCUGGCUUAUUGCAUAUACACAUAUAUUCGUUACAACCUGUGUUGACUCGGACAAGUGCUUCUGUGUUUGUACCCAUCAUGUAGUCUGCAAUUGGUGCACUCCAUUUGUACGUAGGACUAGUAUCACGGACCUGGGGUAUGACGUUAAUAUAUGGUCGGAUACAUGGAAACGGCGCCAAUAGGGGGGGGGAGGAGAAGGAGAAAGAGCCUACGUAUUCGCCGGCUGACGACACUGCGGCGCUGAUGGACUUCAUCGAAAACGACGGUGUUCUGGUUCCAACCACGGCUCCGUAUUGUACUACUACAUGAUAUAGAGACAUCAUGUUCUACCACUGCCAAGGGCCAGACGUAGUAUGUAAACGCGCACACGUGAU